Molecule: messenger RNA, 2878 nt
Organism: Blepharisma stoltei
Lineage: Eukaryota; Ciliophora; Heterotrichea; Heterotrichida; Blepharismidae
Source: the annotation of a GenBank genome assembly
AUGAGUUUAGUUCAGUCUCAAGUUCUUGGUGAGAAAAUGAUCCAAAAAAUAUCAGCAGAUGAAGAAUCGUUAAAAAAUAGUUCACCGAUUCAGCAUCAAAAAACUAGUUGCAGUACACAGGACGACAUGCAGAACAAUAAUGAAGCUCAACCAUUAGAAGAAUCAAUGUGCAUGUCUUAUAUCCUUCCAGACGAAGCUUUUCAAAUUCGUAAUUUGGACACUGGUGAAUUAAUUGAUAUCCGCGAUGAAAAUGAAGACUCGUAUGCAAGCAACGCGGCUAAAGUAUUGAACCUAGAAAGGAGUCAAUCUGACAUAGAAAGGUUCUAUCAAGCUAGAAGAAGAAUGAAUGCCUCACUAUGAGAAGCUGUGGAAAGAAAUGAUAUAAAUCAUAUUAAGCAUCUAUUGGAUAAGAGAAUUUAUAGAGAUGUUGUUGCACAAACGAAUUCUAAGGGCCUGAAUAAUUGAACAGCUCUUCACUUACUCCCCCCCAUCCUUGAUCGAACGACUCGCCAUCGUUCGAUCAAGGAUGGGGGUUAAAAAAUUUUUUUUGGGGAAAAAAAUUUAUAUAUAAAAUAAAAAUAAAAAAGUUUUUUUUUAUGCUUUUAAAUAAGAGGGUUAAUAAUUAUUUUUAUAGCAAAAAUUGAAUUAAUUUCAUAAGAAUACCAACUUUUAAUAUUUUGAUUUUCUGGUUACCUCUUUAAACUUUAUAAAUUUUGAUUUGUUCUUUAUUGAAUCUUUGAUAUUUUUUUUUAAAUUUUAGAGAAUCUCUAUUUUAUUAGAUUAUUGAGUUUUUAAGCCUAGUUUGAUGAAUAAAUCACUUCUAAUGGUUGAUUUCGUAGCUUUUUGUCGUCUCAAAGCCUCUGAAAACAACUUCAUUAGGCACAUUUCCAAAGCUUUUGAUAACUAAUAUAUUUUUAUAUAUAUAAAAAUUUGCAUGAUAUGAAAAUCGUUCGAUCAAGGAUUGGGGGGAGUUAGCAGCGGCAGAUGGGUUUCAGGAAGCUUGCGAAACUCUUAUAAGUAAUGGAGAGGUAACAAACAUUGACGCAAGAACAAGUAUCAAUAGAACCCCGCUUCAUUUAGCCUGCUUGCAUGGCCAUUUAUCUGUGGUCAAACUUUUAGUGAGGAAUUUAGCUGAAAUAAACGCUAUAGAUGAUGACGGAAACACUCCUCUGCAUUAUGCUGUAAUGAAUGGGCAUUCAAAUAUUGUUGACUGACUACUAAGGAAAAAUCCUGAUAUCUCAAUUGAAAAUUACCAGCAUAAGCCUGCACUUGAAUGCGCCUUGAAUUUUGAUGUUUAUAACUCAAUUAUCGAUUAUUGCCAAAAGUUGAAUAUACCGCUUAAAAUUAAACCUUUUUCGAGAACUCCUUUUCAUUCAGUUUUACUUCACAAUUCAAGAGAAGAUCUUGUUAACAAACUAUUGACAAAAUGUUCAGCUAAACCUAGUUCAAAAGAUCUAAAAACAUUUAAUGAGAGGCCGAAAAAAAUGACCAGUCUUCAUUCUAAAUCUCCUAUAAGAAAAUGCAAAUCAAUGAAGCCAAUUAUGUUCCCAGAAGAUAGACAUAUCACUUCAAAGCUUGGACCGAGAGAUUUUAAAGGGCUUUACCAGCUUGGCAAAGGCAGCUUUGGAGAAGUUUUCUUGGUUGAAAAUAAUACGACGAUGGAAAAAUAUGCAUUAAAAGUGCUUACUUCUCCUCUCUGUGAGCAAGCAAAGCUAUUAGAAAAAUUCCUAUUUUUUACGCAAAAACCCGAACAAAAAAUUUUGCAACAUGAAGUUUUUAAGAAAAAUUAUUUGGUAUAUAAGUAAUAAUUAUUAUAAUGAAAUCUCUAGCUAAUUCUGUUUAAUUUUUAAACAGCUUGCAUUUUAAAACAUAAAUUUUCCAUAUUAAAUUAAUUUUUACUUCUCAAUUUUUACAAACGAGAAUUUUGUUUAAAUUUUGAAAAACAAUUAUUAUAAAACUUAUAAAAUAAUUUUUUUAAAAACAACUAAGACCGAGCAAAUUUUUUUUUUGUUCUCUCACGGAAGGGGGAAUUAGAAAAGAGAAAGUUUUGGAAAACAAACUGAUAAAAUAUGCAUGGACUGAAAGAAAUAUAAUGCUCAAUAUUUCCCAUCCCUUUAUAGUGAAGUUGCAUGGCUCUUUCCAAACUCCAGAAAAGUUAUGCUUUAUGAUGGAAUAUUGCCCAGGUGGAGAUUUAGGGACUCAUAUAGCAAGAGAGCGAAGGUUUCCAUUGGAUAAAGCGAAGUUCUACUUAUGUGAGGUAAUCCUGGCAUUAGAAGAACUUCAUAAAAAUGAAAUAAUUUUUAGAGACUUGAAGCCUGAAAAUGUAAUUUUGGAUAAUGAAGGCCAUGCAAAGCUGACGGACUUUGGGCUAUCCAAGGAAGGAAUGAUUGAGGGCCAGCUUGCGAAGUCUUUUUGCGGGUCAGUAGCUUAUCUAGCUCCAGAAAUGCUUAGAAGAGUAGGUCACACUAAAGCUGUUGACUGGUAUUUGGUGGGUGUUCUGCUGUAUGAAAUGCUGGUUGGGGUUCCCCCAUAUUAUUCAAGCAACAGAGAACAACUGUUUAAUAAUAUUCAAAGAGGAAAGCUCAAAAUUCCUAGCACAAUAAACUCUGAAACAAAAGACUUCUUAAAGGAACUUCUGCAAAGAGACCCAACCAGGAGGCUCGGGUAUCAUAACGACGCCAAAGAACUAAAAGAGCAUGCAUUUUUACGAGAUGUAGACUGGGCAUCAUUUAUAAAUAGAUUAGUGACGCCACCGAAGGCGAGCCCGAUUCGAAGAAUGUUCAAAUCCAUCCCUCAGGAGCGAAUUUUCGGAUUACUUGAAGAUGAAGAAAUAGUUGAGAGAAGAAUAGAAGGAUGGUCGUUUAUUUCGCCUAGAUAA